This is a messenger RNA of Megachile rotundata (alfalfa leafcutting bee), 1191 nucleotides long. Its product is annotated as fatty acyl-CoA reductase 1-like. NCBI's taxonomy places the organism in Eukaryota, Metazoa, Arthropoda, Insecta, Hymenoptera, Megachilidae. Gene Ontology annotation, cellular component: peroxisome. Gene Ontology annotation, molecular function: alcohol-forming very long-chain fatty acyl-CoA reductase (NADP+) activity. The record is from RefSeq and is a predicted model, not a curated record. Gene Ontology annotation, biological process: long-chain fatty-acyl-CoA metabolic process.
CCGCCAUCGGGACAAACGCUAGUGUUCUUGUAACACAACAAAAAUUCUACAGAAAUAUAGUUGACUUCUAAACUAACUAACUUCGAAACAGUCAGACUGGAUAGCGUUUGAAAAUUAUAUUCAAGUGACUUACGAAGCAAUUGUGAAAUAAGCAAAUGAGCUAUAUGAGGGACAACGUAAGCGAGAUGUUGCAUUUAGAGAGAACUGGAAAAAUUGGAGGAAACAUGGACUGGAACAAUGGAAGUCAGAUACGACAGUUCUAUGCUGGAAAGAGGAUUCUACUCACUGGGAGCACUGGUUUCUUAGGAGCAGCGAUUCUGGAAAAGCUUUUACGCACUUGUUUGGAAAUCGACAUGAUUUACUUGAUAGUCAGGGCUAGGGGAAAAAUGUCAGCCGAGGAGCGAAUGGAAAAAUGUUUCCGAAGUCCUGUUUUCGACGUACUGCAGAAGGAAAAUCCCAAUUUCAAGUCAAAAAUUCACACAAUGCACGGUGAUCUACAAAAUGUUAACUUGGGUCUUUCACCGGAAGACUACAAACUCCUAACCGAGAAUGUCAACAUAAUUAUUCACAAUGCAGGAGACACAUCAUUUUUGGCAAGAUUAUCUUCCAUCUUGAAGACAAACUCGUUAAGCAGCAAACAUAUGCUUGAUUUAGCGGAGAAGUGCACUACUCUUCAAGCGUUUGUGUACGUUUCGUCCGUGUAUAGUCAGUCUUACAACGAACGAAUCGAGGAAAAAUGUUAUACACCCCCUGGUGAUAUACGCAUGGUCGAGGAUUUGAUAAAAGCCGACGAAGCAAUUCCAAACGGGUUCAACAAACAUACAUUGCGCAAAGUAUUAGGAAAAUGGUUUAACACGUAUACCUUCUCCAAAGCCAUGGCCGAAGGCUUCGUUGAGGAGUUCGCACGAAGAAGCACGAUCCCUUGUGCUAUCUAUAGGCCUUCGAUAAUUAUCUCAUCGGCCAAAGAACCAACACCAGGGUUGAUAACACAUGUAACUGGAGUUCCCGGGCUGACACUUGUAUAUGCCCUGGGUAUAAUGCACUGUAUGCUUAUAAAACCUGACGUUAUCAUUGAUUUCGUUCCGAUUGAUAUGACGGUUAACUCUCUGCUGGCAUGCAUUUGGGAUUUGAGUACACGCAAGUAAGGAAAAUUUAUUGAUAAACUUGGGAACUUUCAUUAUAUCGUCGCGA